Messenger RNA from Paramacrobiotus metropolitanus, 1968 nucleotides. Its product is annotated as mucin-4-like. NCBI's taxonomy places the organism in Eukaryota, Metazoa, Tardigrada, Eutardigrada, Parachela, Macrobiotidae. The record is from RefSeq and is a predicted model, not a curated record. Bases 211 to 1716 code for a protein of 501 amino acids. The transcript is spliced from 5 exons.
UGCGAUUCACCGGCAAAGUUCAGAAGAGUGACUGCACGAUCGAGUACAUCGAAUUUAAAUUACAUUUCCGGGGAUCUUCAUAAACACCGGAAAUACACACGUUCAUUGCAGGCAAAAAGUUGGUGUGUUUUCUACGUAUCUGUCUGAAACCGAUACCUGUACUGGCAGUCUUAUAGCCAGCUUCCGGUUUGCUUGACGCGGAAUUGAAACAUGGAGGUUGCUAACCGUAUCUUCGGCUUCUUACUAUGGAAUUUAUUUAUAAUUUGUAAUGGCAGUCCGGUGGAUACAAAGGCCAUAAGUCCAUAUUUCUCAAACAGGCAUUAUAAUCUGACUGAAAUCCGACUGGAGAACAGCACAUCUAACGGUCCUCUCGUGGUGAUCUCCGAUGUCGCCCACGGUACACGAAUCCGCACAAAACUAAAAUCCGGAGUGUCUUUAUGCUGGCCUGUGAAAGUACGUGACAGUACCGGUAUCGACCACACUAUCUGCCACUGCAACGAAAUUUCCGCUUAUCACGAAGCUGCUCGUGAAGGCGACAAAGCGCCGAUUAUACCUACUAAGAAUAUUGAAGUUCAUCCCUAUAAUACCGAUGCAACGGAAACGGUUUACCCGGCUGACCCUACAACGGCCGGUGAUACGGACUUCAGCACACAAGUCUCCACGGAGCUGACGAAUGUGGACCAUCCGCUUACUACACCGGAAAUACUUCCUUUGAGCACGAUGGAAACAACUCACAGCACACUAGACACCACUUCCUCCAGUGACCUUUCGAUCAGUCCGGACGCAGAAACGGGAUUUACUCCUGAGCACACGUCACCAGUAAUUCAAGACACGACAGUCGAAAUCUCGACGAACCAUCUCGUUACCGAUGUCACCACCCACAUCCAAAGUUUGACCUCGGAACAUACAAUCCUAGUCCCCCUUAUUGAUACCAGUACAGCUCCCGUUGUUUUUACCGUGCCGCCAAUAGAGAAUACUCCCAGUGACCAUCCAGUUACCGGCGCCACCAUUCAUAUCGAAAGCGUGACCUCGGAGACGACAGUCCCACAGAGCGAUAUCAGCCCAACCACCCAGGUUGUCGUUACCAUGCCGAUAGUAGGGAAUAUACCUGGUGGACUUCCCUUUUUCGAUGCCACAAUCCACACCGGAAGUGUGACUUCAGAAACGAUAGUUGCACACAGCGACGCCAGCUCAACCACUCCGGUGGCAAUCAGCGAGCCAGUAGAUGAAUUCCGCGGUAUCCAGCUGGCUACCGACACCACCGUCCCAGCGACAUCCGUGACCACAGAACACACAACUGUCCAAACCGGCACCACCAUAGCUCAUACUGUAUCGCAUCCUGUACUGACCACCGGAAAUUCGGCAACCCCGAUGGUGGCCGAGUCAUAUCCGAGUCUAUUGGUUCCCAGGUUCGGAAUCAGUGGGAGGGAAGGGAAUAUAUUUGGAUCCCAUUCCAGACUUUUAGAGCGUAAAAAGCGCGAAAUCCUACAGGACGAAGGCUGGCAGCAAGUGCCUAACGUCUACCACAUUUAUCCGUGGGUAUGUGGAGCCGGUACGCCGUGUUGUUUUGGAGAACCGCGUCAGACGCAGCUAAAUCAGCCGGCAACUACAAACACUACUUCGCCGCCGCAACCUAAUCACGCGGCAACCAGGCGCAACGGAUACACAUACGGAGCGCUUUGUGGAUUUUUGUCGUUUAUUUUGGCCUUCCUAUAAGUAUAAGCCCACGCCUUUUAAUCUGUGAUGUGCUUUAAAAGGAUUGACCUGCGACUUUCCUGUGUGGAGCCAUUAUGGAACUCUGUGUACCUAAUUUUCUAUAUUCUGCUGCUUGCUCAUUUUGUCGGCUAAUAUAUUGUAAUAUCAUUAAUACUUUAAUUAUUUUCGAAAACUGAGUACAUCUGUACAUGUGUAAUUUAUUUAAUUAUUGUUACAGUGAUUAAUUUGACUAUUUUAAUAAAAUCCUGUUGG